CCUUUAAUCUCUUCCACUUGAAAGUUAAUUUUUCUUCUUCGUUAUAAUUAUCGGGGAAGUCGAAAACGAUCCAUUGUUCUUUUUUUCAUUAUUAAACUCGCUCCAUUUGAUAUGGGGGCUGAUUGUGGGACAGUUUAUUAUUGCUACAUUUUCCGGACAUCGCGGGUGUUCUUAUUCUUCGCCUUCGACCAGUUCCGUUACUUUUUUUCCUCCUUUCUUUUCAUCUUUUUUCUCCGUAUUUACGAUAGGACAGCAAAGAACUAAAACAAACUCCACACGCAGCAUUGGCGGCGUACGAUGACAUUCCGGAUCGCGGUGCGGAAUACGGCACUUUUGCGGUUGCGUCGAGUGAAAAUUUACAAGAAAAGUACAGUUAGACACAACUCUUUAAAAGUAGGUUGACGAUAUCUCGACAUUUAAACGUUUUAAAACGUUUUAAAACCAUUAUAGAGUCUAAGCACUGAAAGCAUUUUUUAAAUUAAAAUUGAAACUUUUAAUUAAAAGGAAGUUAAAGGAAUUAACAGUUAUUUUCUGGGAGUUUAUAAAGAUCUAAAUCGUGCUUAAAACAAUGCUGUUAAAACAGUUCUUUUUUUGUCUUUAUGUUUUAUUUGCACUUUUUAAUAAAUUUUGCUCUUUUUGUUCUCGAUUUCAAUUCUUAAACCAAUUUCUUUCGGAGAACGCAAAAGAAAAGUUAUAAAAAUAAAAUCUUUCUAAAGAAAUCUUGUUGGGUUAUUGCUUAUUGUUGUUCGCGAAACAAUAAGCUGCGCUCGUUUCUGCUCCCAUUUCUUCGUAGCAAAGAAGAAGAAAACGAGACGAGACAAAACCAAUAGCUAUUUUAUUUAUGAUAUUAUCCUUUUUGUUCUCUCUUCACGCUUUGUUUAUGAAUAAGAAAAAAAAUGAUGAUGAGAAGGUUUAGUUCUAAUUUCCAACGCGAUUUAUUUAAACAAUUAAUGGCACGUGUUUAGAUAGUAAAUUAUCGUAUAACGUUUAUUUUGAAUACCGCUAACUGAAAUAGUCGUUCGUGCACUUCCAACGAAAACGCAGUUGUAAAAAAAAAUCGUUUUGUUUACUAUUUAUUAUUUCAAUGUUGUGGUGUUGUCGAAAGAAAUUUCGCGAAAACGGUAGCAAUCUUAACAGACCAUGGUUGAAUGGACACACGACAAAACCAGAGGAUAAACAGUCUACGUUAUCCAGGUACUGUACCGUCGAGAGACAGAGGAACCAAGUCAAUAUCCAGGCGGUGAAGAGAGCGUGCAGGGAAAAAGGUACAUUGUACGAGGAUGUUGAUUUUCCAGCGACCACCAGGUCGCUGUUUCAUCACAAGAAACCACAUCAACAUCCCAUCGUAUGGAUGAGGCCACACGAAAUGUGUCAAAGACCAAGAUUUAUUGGUGAUAACUCUGGUGAUUUACUAAGAUUCGCGGUGGAAUCCGGAGAACUCGGUGAUCAAUGGUUAUUGGCAGCAGUGGCAUCUUUAGCUUUAACCCCUCGAUUUUUGGAUAGGGUGGUCCCCCCAGAUCAAGGAUUCGAUAAUUCGCAAUCGUAUUGCGGCGUUUUUAGAUUUAGAUUUUGGUAUUUUGGUGAAUGGAAAGAAAUAAUUGUCGACGAUCGAUUACCAACGCAUAAAGGACGCCUUCUUUACCUUCAUUGCGCGAAUAGCACGGAGUUUUGGGCACCACUUUUAGAAAAAGCUUACGCAAAAUUUUAUGGAUGUUACGAAAAUCUUCAGCAAGGCUCGACAACGAGAGCUUUGCAAGAUUUAACGGGGGGAAUCGUUCAAAGUUUUGGGUUAACCCAUCAAGAUCGUUUCUUAACGUUUCAAGUAUUAAAUAGUGCCGUUCCAAGAUCGAGUUUAUUAAUAGCUACAAUUCUACCUGAAAAAGAAAAUAAACGUCAAUUACGUCUUAGAAAUGGUUUAAUAACUCAACACGCUUACAGUGUGACCGGUUUGGCGAGAGUUAGAGGACCAAGUGGUGAAACACCUUUAGUUCGAUUAAGAAAUCCUUGGGCUAGAGGAGAAUGGACGGGACCAUGGAGUGAAAGAUCAUGGGAAUGGGAUGGGUUAUCACCGAGAGAUAAAGAAUUAUUAGGAGUUCGAGUAAUAAACGAUGGGGAAUUUUGGAUGUCUUUCGAUGAUUUCGCUCGGAAUUUCACCCAAUUAGACUUGGUUCAUGUUGGCCCGGAUGAUUGGAUGUUAGAGGCAGCCCUGCAUUCGAAACAACCGUGGAGGGCAGUUUUAGCUCGGAGAAGAUGGAGAUCUGGGUACAACGCAGGCGGUGGUCCCGGAUAUUUAGAGACGACCGCUUUAAACCCGCAAUUUCACGUUCAAAUUCCAAGAAGUUCGAGUAAUAAAUGCCACGUGGUCGUUUCAAUUACGCAAUAUUACGAGUCAAAUCCCGGCGAAUUAAAGAAAAAGGAGAGUUUGUUUGCAAUUGGAUUCGCGGUGUAUGAAGUUCCGCAUUCGAUGCCGAGAUUAACGCCACAUUUUGUUGCGGAACAAAAACCUCUCGAUGUAACGAAUCAUUCAAUAGCAAGAGAGGUUGUUACCUUUUUUACUUUACCCCCUGGUGAUUAUAUCGUUGUUCCUCAAACCAAUAUUCCUAAUUUAGAUGGGAAAUUUUUGUUGAGGAUUUUCACAGAUGAGCAAAGUAAUAUUUGGGAGGUGAAUGAUGACAACAUGGUUAUUAGGAAUAUUACAACGGAAUUUUUGGAGGAAUCUAUAAGUUCUGAUGGUAAAUCAAUUUUGAAUAAGCUCCUUUCGAAAUAUCCACCAGAAAUCGAUGCUAGUCAGUUGCAAAAGAUCUUAAAAGGUCAUUGGAAGCAUUAUCUUCCCGAAAAACCAACGUUGGAAUUGUGUAAAAGUUUAAUUAUGAUUCGGGAUUAUAAUAUAAGUGGAAGAAUUAAUAUUCUUGAUAUACCCGUUUUAAUGAAUAUGUUACAAUUUUGGAGGUUAGCGUUUCAAAAAAUGGAAAGAAGUCACAACAGUGGAAAAACUUCAAGUUAUAACUUAAGAGCUUUACUUUGGGAGACCGGAUGUACCGUUAGUAAUAAAGUUUUGGAAUGUGUGGUAUUGAGAUUUGCCAAAAAUAAGAUUUUAACGGCCGAAAAUUUCAUUAUGGCUAUGGUUAGGCUACAUUUAGCACACGAACGAUAUCAUAGUUUGGACACAAAAACGAAAAGUAACCCCAUUUCUUUAGAGGAAAUGAUCCUAAUGACGAUAUAUUCGUGAAGAAUUAUCGCCGUCUAUAUUAUUAUUAAUAAUUUCUUUAACCAAAGAGAAAAAUUAUCUUAUUAACGAGUUUGAUUAUUUA
Onthophagus taurus is the source of this 3311-nucleotide messenger RNA. Lineage: Eukaryota; Metazoa; Arthropoda; Insecta; Coleoptera; Scarabaeidae. The record is from RefSeq and is a predicted model, not a curated record.